Molecule: messenger RNA, 1168 nt
Organism: Cercocebus atys (sooty mangabey)
Lineage: Eukaryota; Metazoa; Chordata; Mammalia; Primates; Cercopithecidae
Product: GTPase IMAP family member 1-like
Cellular component (GO): endoplasmic reticulum
Molecular function (GO): GTP binding
Source: RefSeq, a predicted model, not a curated record
AUUCUCGCAGGUUCAGCAGAGGACACCCAGUCCCGGCAGGUGCGCACGCUGAGGCUCAUCCUUGUUGGGAGAACAGGGGCCGGAAAGAGCGCCACUGGGAACAGCAUCCUGGGCAAGAGACGGUUCCUCUCCCCUGGGGCCACAUCUGUGACCAGGGCCUGCACCACGGCCAGCCGCAGGUGGGACAAGUGGCAUGUGGAAGUAGUGGACACUCUGGACAUUUUCAGCUCCGAAGUGCCUAAGACAGACCCCGGCUGUGAGGAGAGAGGUCGCUGCUACCUGCUCUCGGCCCCCGGGCCCCACGCGCUGCUCCUGGUGACCCAGCUGACGGUCAUCGUCUUCACCAGGAAGGAGGACCUGACGGGGGGCUCCCUGCAGGAUUACGUGUGCAGCACAGAGAACCAGGCCCUCCGCAAGCUGGUGGCCGAGUGCAGGGGCCGGGUCUGUGCCUUUGACAACCGGGCCACUGGCCGGGAGCAGGAGGUUCAGGCGGAGCAGCUUCUGGGGCUGGUGGAGGGCCUGGUGCGGGAGCACGAGGGCGCCCACUACUCCAACGAGUUGUACGAGCUGGCGCAUCUCCUGCGCUGGGCUGGCCCGGAGGAGCGUCUCUGGAGGGUGGCGGAGGGCGUGGCCGCCCGCAUGCGGAGGAGGCCGUGGGGCGCCUGGCUGCGGGCCGGGUUGUGGGCGUGGCCGAAGCCGUCCUGGAGCUGGAGGCUGGGCCUGGCCCUGCUGCUGGGCGGCGCACUCCUGUUCUGCGUGCUGCUCCACAGGCGCUGGUCGGCGGCCUUUGCUGAGGUCAGAUCUGACUGACAGAUUGUAAACGUGGCUCUGACCCCUCAGCUGAUAAUCGCAUUCAUCUUCCUCACUUGGUGUUCAGAGCUCACAGACUCUCCUCUCCUCCCUCACCUCGCCUUAAUCCACCACCGUGAGAGUUCUGCCGAGACCCAUCUCCCACCAAAACCGUCUCAUACCACCCAGCCUCCCUGAGCAUUCUCACUACUGAAGCCAAAGACCACUGUUGCUUUGCCUCUUCUCCAGUGGCCUUGGCUGUCUUUCCCUGCACUGAGUUUUCUUCUCUCCAGAGAACAGAUGAGGGGUGCUUGUCCCCCAUUCCCUGCAGUCCCCACAGGACCACAAGCAAGAACCAUCCCAACGCAGAGCUUCAGUC